AUGGGCUUCCUCCUACCUCUUCUACUGGCGCUCCUGGCCCUCGCCAACUCUGCCUUUGCCGCCCCAAAUGUUCCCCUCUCGACAACCAGCCGCUGGAUUGUCGACUCCGGCGGAGAACGGGUAAAGCUCCGCUGUGUGAACUGGGCAGGCCACAUGGAGACAAACGUCCCCGAGGGCCUUCACAAACAGUCCAUCAGCUACCUCGCCGACUGGAUCGCAGGCCAGGGAUUCAACUGUGUCCGUCUGACAUACUCGACCGAUUGGGCGCUGAACCCCACGAAGCCCGUCGCAGACUCCUUCAGAGAUGCCGCGCCCGCCGCGCAAGUGUCGACUGAGUCCAUGUUAGGCCUUUACUCGCAGGCCAUAGAGAAGAACCCAUCCCUGCAGAACGCGACCACCCAGGACGUCUUUGGGGAGGUGAUCGAUCAGCUGUGGGACAGGGGCAUCAUGACCAUACUGGAUAACCACCUGUCUAGAGCCGGCUGGUGCUGCAACCUGACGGACGGAAACGGCUGGUGGGAUGAGGCGGAGGGCGCGAACGACCAAAUCUCGCGGUUCUUCAACACCGCUCAGUGGCUUCAAGGCCUCCAGGCCGUCGCGACGUGGAGCGCCUCCCGCAAGGGUGUGGUGGGUUUGUCGCUUCGAAACGAGGUCAGGCAGGGCAUUGUUCAGAUUGUUGGGCUCGGGGACUGGUACACCCUCAUGAAGAAGGGUGCAGAGGCGGUGCACUCGGCGAACCCGGACGCGCUGGUCAUAAUCGGGGGCGUUAACUCCGCAACCGAUUUGGCCCACAACAAAAAGGACAGCCUCGACUUCUCAGCCUGGAGCGGCAAGCACGUGUGGGAGUUCCACGCGUACGAAUUCACCGUGACGUUCCACGUCAACUUCGGGCUGUGCUCCCUCCGUAAGGCGGCAUGGGGCACCUUUGACGGGUUCCUCCUCAAGCAGGGCAAGGAAUACACUGCGCCUCUGAUCUUGAGCGAGUUUGGCGUAGGCAUGAGCGGGGGCCCCAACGACGGGCUUAGCGAUGCGGACCAAAGCUAUCUGUCGUGCCUGACUGGCUACAUGGCCGGCAACGACGCCGACUGGGCCGUGUGGGCACUUCAGGGGUCGUACUAUGCCCGCAACGGGCAGACGGAUUAUGAAGAGACAUGGGGUUUGCUGGACAAGGAGUGGACGACGUGGCGUAACGCAAAGUUCCCUGGCAUGUUGGGCCAGAUGUGGAACGUCAGCCAGGGUCCUUGA
This is a messenger RNA of Diaporthe batatas, 1245 nucleotides long. RefSeq lists its product as uncharacterized. Bases 1 to 1245 code for a protein of 414 amino acids. NCBI's taxonomy places the organism in Eukaryota, Fungi, Ascomycota, Sordariomycetes, Diaporthales, Diaporthaceae. Gene Ontology annotation, molecular function: hydrolase activity, hydrolyzing O-glycosyl compounds. The transcript has 2 exons. The record is from RefSeq and is a predicted model, not a curated record.